Brassica rapa (field mustard) is the source of this 2933-nucleotide messenger RNA. RefSeq names its product WAT1-related protein At5g40240-like. Gene Ontology annotation, cellular component: membrane. Gene Ontology annotation, molecular function: transmembrane transporter activity. NCBI's taxonomy places the organism in Eukaryota, Viridiplantae, Streptophyta, Magnoliopsida, Brassicales, Brassicaceae. The record is from RefSeq and is a predicted model, not a curated record.
CACACAGCUCAGUUAUAUCAUCCAAAUCUAACCGUUGGAUAAGCGGAUACGCGAUCUGGUUUACGGUUAGGCGAUCUGGUUACGGUUUAGUUUAUCUGUUUUAUUAAACCAAUUCCAAUUCGACUUUAUUUUAGUUCAUUUGGUUCAGUUGGGUUCGGUUUUUUUUUGGAUGUCUUUAUCAGUCAUCAUCAUAAUUGGAGGAAAAUGUUGGAAUGGAAGUUAUUAUAUCCUUCAGUUGGAUGGUUGAGCUAAUAUGGGUUAAUAGAGAGAGCUAUAUAAUGGCCAAUAUGAUUCUUGUGGUGUGUAGUAUUGCUCCAAGUCAAGUUAGAUUUCUAUUUAUGGAAUUUAACUAUUUUCAUAUUGUCUUUCACUGAUAAUAAUUUUUGUCCUAAAUAAGAUAAACAUUACCAUUUACCAAGCGUGGUAGAACUGAUCAACCAACAGCAGGAUUGUUACUUAUUUUCUUAACCUCAUUUAAGCUAAGAGAGAGUUUAUUUUUCUGAGAACCUACCGAUCAUGAGAGGAGAAGAGACAGAGUCGUGGAGGUACUUUAGAAGAGAUGUUGUGCCGUUUGCUGCCAUGUUUGCAGUGGAGUGUGCGACGGUUGGGUCAAGCACAGUGUACAAGGCUGCUACCUUAAGAGGAUUGAACUUCUAUGUCUUUAUCUUUUACACUUAUGUUAUUUCAACACUAAUACUUCUUCCACUUUCCAUCAUCUUUGGAAGGUCAAGAAGAUUGCCUUCAGUCAAGUCUCCUCUCUUCUUCAAGAUUCUCUUACUUGGGCUUGUCGGUUUCAUGGCAGUGUUAGCUGGUUGUAAAGGAAUAGAAUACAGUUCUCCUACUGUUUCCUCUGCUAUCAGCAACCUCACACCAGCUUUUACCUUCACCCUUGCCGUUAUCUUCAGGAUGGAAAAUGUAAGGUUAAGGAGUUCGGCGACUCAGGCUAAAAUCAUCGGUGCAAUAGUAUCUAUAUCUGGUGCUUUGGUUGUUGUGCUCUAUAAAGGCCCCACACUCUUCGCUGCUGCAUCUGUUUCACCUACCAUUUCACUUCACAAGCACUUGACUUCAUCAGAGUCAAGCUGGAUAAUCGGUGGCCUUUUGAUUACUUUACAUUACUUUCUUACAUCAGUCUGGUAUAUUCUUCAGACUCGAAUCAUGGAGAUAUACCCUGAAGAAAUAACUGUUGUCUUCUUAUACAAUCUAUGCGUAACACUAAUCUCAGCACCAGUAUGUUUAUUGGGGGAAAGGAACUUCACUUCUUGGAUUCUUAAACCGGAUGUUUCUCUCGCUGCAAUAAUGUACUCGGGAGUUUUCGUUACGGUAUUUAGUGGGCUUACCCACACAUGGGGUCUGCAUCUGAAGGGUCCAGUAUACAUAUCCUUGUUCAGGCCAUUGUCUAUUGUUAUUGUAGUAGCCAUGGGUGCUAUAUUCCUUGGCGAUGCACUUCACCUCGGGAGUGUGAUUGGAUCAGUGAUAUUGUGCAUUGGAUUCUACACGUUGAUAUGGGGAAAAGCAAGAGAGGAUACAACCAAAAAUGUAGCUGGCUCUGAGCAUUAUUCACCUUUGCUGCUAACACACAUCAUAGAAGAUGAAGCCUUGCCAUUAAGAUAGGAUUGAUGCAAGUAAAUAUUAUGCAUUGUAAAUAAUGACAAGUGGAGGUCCCAAAAACAAUACAACUCUGAAAAUUACACCCAAAAAAAUACAACUCUGAAAAUAUUAAAGUUACAAACCAUAGCAAAUAGAAAUUUAACUUGAGAGCAUUACAUUAUAGGUUACUUUUUGUUGGGUCUUUCACAUAUUUAGAUACUUUCAACUAGAAGAGUACUUUAUGCCUACCUUUUGAAUCUUUGUUCCCGAAAUGUCCCUGUAGAAAAUAAAAAUAAAAACGAGAUACAGAAGAGAGAGAAUAAUUAAAUCCAGUCAUCACCUUCGUUUCUUCCUCUGUAUUCAAUUUUUCUUCUUAUCUUUCUCUUCUUCUCUAAACCCAUUACCAUUUUUUUGGAAAUUUGUACUUAGUUCAAAUUCCAGCCAUCUUAACUCCUCGUUCCCUUCACCACCGAUUUCAACCAAAUCUUCAAAUUAAUGUUUUCUCUUUAGAUUUUUUUUACAUCGAAUCUCCAGGGAAUUGUGUGGGUAGGUUUGUUUUGGUCAUCGAAUAUGUGGUCAGAGUUUUUGUGGCUGCGGUAAUUGUGUUGUUGAGGCUGCAACUACAAGUGAGCAACUGCAGUGGAUUAGAGAAGUUUCCGGUGACCAACUGCGCCGGUAUGGCAAUUGUGGUUACUGGGUACUAGUGUAGGCAUAGUUGUGGUCAGUGGUCAUACUGAACAUGUAACAAUGAUCACUAGCUACUGGUAAAUCCAUAGAGUCAGACUGUUGGUAGGGAUCUUUCCAUUUUUGUGGUCACUCCACAAAAAAAUGUGGUUCUGGUCAGCCCUUACACACAUGGUAAGGAAAAUAGUAAUUGACUCAUGAAACGGUGCCAUAUCUUCAUCUCCUCGCUGUAACUGGCCGCCAAUAUCAUAUCUUUUUUCAAUUUCCAGAACUUCAUGCUAUUCACUUGCCCCGUCCAUAGUUGUGUUUACGUACAAGCGGUGUUUCUCAAGAACCUCACAUCAUUCUAACGGUGAGCAUCACACUUCUGUUGAUUAUGGCUCCUCAACAAAUUAGACUCUGGACCAUCACCAUAACCAUUCUCUUCAGCCAUGAGUAUUGGAGGAGUGAAGGCUUUUAGUGGAGCUGGAGUUCUAGAUGAUGAAGUCGUAGAAGAGAUGGAGAUCUUGUGGUGGUGGAGAAAAAUAGAAAGAAAAGAAGAUAAGAUUUUUUAAGUACAAGGUCUUUUUGGUAAAGUUGCAAGAACAAAGUACAUGACAAGUAGAAAGUAUGUGUAAGUGUUAAGAGAGAGGAAAAAAGUAUGUGUAGAUGUAAUAUUUUCA